AUCUCCCCGCCCCAGGUAUAAAAUCGCGCUUCGCACGCUUUUUGUCUUCAGUGCCAAUUUUGUCUGUUCUUGUGAAUUUUGUGCUCCCACUUAACAUAUUGGAUUAUUUUACUUUUACAAGACUGACUGCCAAAAUGAGGCGUCUCUUCUUAGUCGUGUUCGCAUUUUACUCAUUCAAUGCGGUCCAAGGACAGAUCGAUGUCCUAUACCAAGAUGAGGUGGAAGCUCUUGCCAAAGAGCUAAACCAGCUCUCUGUAGGUGCCGCCAGCAAUGCCAGAGCGGCCCGCCAGCAAGGGUAUUCCUAUAAAGCACCAGUAAAUCCGUUGCCGCAGCCCUCUAGCAACAAUGCGUUGAGUAGACGGCCAGAGCCGGAACAUCACCACCACGACGAUCACCAUGGAGAGCACUCGCACACCCAUCUCACUAGAUUGGACGUGACGUGCGACAACAGCGGCAUGAGAGUGGAGCUCGAAUUUGAUGGACCUUACAAUGGGGUCAUUUACAGCAAAGGACAUUUCAAAGACCGACGAUGCCGGUACGUGAAUAAAGACAGCGCAAGAGGCGACUUUAGCUUUGUCGUCCCGAUGGACUCCUGCGGGACCGUUGGUGACGAUAGACGCGACGACCACGAAACCAUCCUCAUUUUCCAGAACGAGGAAUCCGUGCAGGAAAUUUGGGAUUCGGCUAAACGUCUCCGCUGCCCAACGGUGGAGCGCAAGAAAAUUAUCAAAACAGUUUCGUUCAAUCCAUUCACCGUGGCACGGCUCGAAAUUGAAGAUCAACCGAUUCGAAAAGCCGCUGAAACCAACAUCGAGUGCUGGAUGGACAUCCAAGUGGGCGACAACCCCUGCGGCAAGGCCGUCAAGGACAGAGUAAAAAUCGGUGACCAACUGAGUGCGGUCAUUUAUAUCAAGGAUGGCGGCGCGCAAUACGACAUUCUGGUGAAGGAUUGCUUCGCACACGAUAACGAGGAUCUGAAAGGCCGCAACACGUCGUCUGUGCAGCUCUCCGACACCCGAGGAUGCCCGAAAAAAGAGAAGCUGAUGGGCCUAUUUAGAAAGAGUGAGCAAACGUGCUCCUCAGGGGCGGACAUUGUCGCUUUUGCGCCGAUCAGCGCCUUCAAAUUCGCCGACCGGCCGGAUGUCUUUCUCACCUGCAUCGUGGAGCUGUGCCCGGGCGGCUGCGACCAGUGUGUGGCUUCCUCGACCAUCACCAACGUCAUUAAGGAGCCGCCUUUCAAGUGCACGCCGAGGCUCGUGGGGGUCGAUCCCAGGUGUCCGGCCCCCACAACACAGCGGACGACUACUCCGUUCCGCUGCACCCCCGAAAAAAUUGGCAGGGACCGUCGUUGCCCCGCACCGACCACCACUGAACGCAUCACGACGCCUUUUGUCUGCACUCCUGAGAGGAUUGGACGUGACCGUCGUUGCCCAGCACCACCCACCGAGCGGCCCACAACAACCGAAUUCAUAUGCACCCCUGAAAGGAUUGGAAGAGAUAGCCGCUGCCCAGCACCAACCACCGAGCGGACGACCACACCAUUUUCAUGCACCCCUGAGAGGAUCGGAAGGGACCGCCGGUGUCCUGCUCCCCGCACGACCACGCAAAGAACAACCACUACUAGGUUUGUCUGCACUCCUGACCUGAUUGGCAGGGACGCCAGGUGUCCAGCUCCCACGACUCAGCGGACAACCACCCAGUUCGUGUGCACCCCUGACUUGAUUGGCUUUGACGCCAGGUGUCCGGCUCCACCCACCACCACCCAAAGGACGACUACUCAAUUUGUCUGCACUCCAGCCCUUCGAGGAAGAGAUCCGAGGUGCCCGGCUCCGACCACCACAACUAAGUUCAGAUGCACCGAAGAUCUUAUUGGCGUAGACGUCAGGUGUCCGUCUCCCACAACCGUGGCCCCCACCACCCCAAGGUUUUUCUGCACUCCAGAGCUGGAAGGAAAGGACGCCAGGUGUCCAGCAACUGGAGCGUCCUUUGAGCGCAAUCCUGCAAGGAAGGGCAUCUGCGAGUUCAACCCCACGGCCCCAGGGUGCGGGCUGAGCACGGAGGGAUUGCAGAAUCACGCUUUCCACAAGUGGCAAGCGGUCACUGGUAGAGGAACUCGGAGGAGACCAGAUGGCUCGCGUCCCAAUUUCGCGCCUCCAUCGCCAAACCCUGCCAGGAGAAGGCGCGAUGUCAGCAGGAAUAUCGUUAUCACAGGUGUCACCUCCGGCUAUCAUUAUAACUGAAAUUAAAUGGCGAUGAUUGAGCAGUCAGCAUUGUAAUAAUCGACUUGUUCCUUCACUGAUCUAUAGUUUCAAAGAGUAGUGUAAAUAAAAUUUCAACAGCUCCGA
Molecule: messenger RNA, 2345 nt
Organism: Cloeon dipterum
Lineage: Eukaryota; Metazoa; Arthropoda; Insecta; Ephemeroptera; Baetidae
Exons: 4
Coding region: 135-2240 (701 amino acids)
Source: RefSeq, a predicted model, not a curated record